Salvia hispanica is the source of this 746-nucleotide messenger RNA. Its product is annotated as translationally-controlled tumor protein homolog. Lineage: Eukaryota; Viridiplantae; Streptophyta; Magnoliopsida; Lamiales; Lamiaceae. Gene Ontology annotation, molecular function: calcium ion binding. Gene Ontology annotation, cellular component: cytoplasm. The record is from RefSeq and is a predicted model, not a curated record.
AAAAACUCUCCAUAUAUAAACUCUCUCGACUAAUUCUUGUUUCCGUUUCAGUCUCUCUUUCUAGACUCCCUUGAUUGAGAGCUGCAAUCAUGUUGGUUUAUCAAGAUUUGCUCACCGGUGAUGAACUCCUCUCCGACUCUUUCCCGUAUAAGGAAAUCGAGAAUGGAGCUCUAUGGGAAGUCGAGGGAAAGUGGGUAGUCACCGGAGCUGUUGAUGUUGACAUUGGAGCAAAUCCUUCGGCCGAAGGUGGUGGAGAGGAUGAAGGAGUUGAUGACCAGGCUGUCAAAGUGGUUGACAUUGUCGACACCUUUAGGCUGCAGGAGCAACCUCCUUUCGACAAGAAGCAAUUCAUUGGAUAUAUCAAGAAGUAUAUCAAGGUGUUGACGCCCAAGCUUGAUGCCGAGAAGCAAGAGGAGUUUAAGAAGUCCAUUGAGGGGGCGACCAAAUAUCUCGUCUCUAAACUCAAAGAUCUCCAAUUUUUUGUCGGAGAGAGCAUGGCCGAUGAUAGCUCGUUGGUGUUUGCUUACUACAAGGAAGGUGCAACUGAUCCAACAUUUUUAUACUUUGGCCAUGGUUUGAAGGAAAUCAAGUGUUGAGUGGCUGCAAAACUGCUCACUUGCCAAAAUGUUUCUUAUAACGAUAUAUUUAAUGCGUGCUGCCAUUUUUCUCUGUGCUCGCUCUGUGUGACAUUGGAAUUCAUCUUGAUUUUAACUUCAAUUUCCAUAAAGUAGCUUCCAUUUUGACCA